GAUUGACAUGCGACGUCAGGGCGGUCCACGGUUCAAAAGUGGCGUCUAGGUCAGAGACGCCAGCAGCGCUGCGAGGCAUCGCCGGAGCCGCGUUUUCUCCGCCUCCAUGGCCCACCGGACGUCUGUAACGGGAGACCCAGGCAAGUGUCAGCAGCGCCCGGACCUCUACGCUGACAUCGCAACAGUCAGCUCCAGUGCAGACGUUGACAGCCCCCCAAAGAAAGUCUCCAUGCCCGUGAGCCUGGGGUUCGGAGCGCACCUGGCGGGGCACUACCCGUCCCCGGCACGCAGACGCCACCGCACCACCUUCAGCCAGGAGCAGCUGGAGCACCUGGAGGUGGCGUUUGGGCAGAACCACUACCCCGACAUCUACUGCCGCGAGGAGCUGGCGCGCGUAACCAAGCUCAACGAGGCCCGCAUACAGGUGUGGUUCCAGAACAGGCGAGCCAAGCAGAGGAAGCAGGAGCGCGCUUCCCAGAAGGCCGUGCCCGUGGGGGUGUUGCCAGGCUGCGGGGGUCUGAUGGGUGGGAUGUGUGUGCCAGCGAGCGGGGCCGGCCGACCGUACCAGUACCCCCACUCCCUCUCACACAUCCCCCGCCUGUCCUCCAUGCUGGCCCCCGCCAGCUACGUCCACCCCGCCCCCGGAGCGCAGUUCCCCUGCGCCGGCACCUCCGCCCCGCAGCCCCGCCCACACGAGGACUGGUACAGCCAGCUCCGCACCAUGGGGCCCGGCCCCAGCCUGGCGCCUCCCAUUCUCUCCCUGGCCUCCAUGUCGGGACUGGAACCGCCCAAUCAUUGGAGCUAG
Molecule: messenger RNA, 805 nt
Organism: Conger conger (European conger)
Lineage: Eukaryota; Metazoa; Chordata; Actinopteri; Anguilliformes; Congridae
Gene: prop1
Product: PROP paired-like homeobox 1
Exons: 3
Coding region: 107-805 (232 amino acids)
Biological process (GO): regulation of DNA-templated transcription; pituitary gland development
Molecular function (GO): DNA binding; DNA-binding transcription factor activity, RNA polymerase II-specific
Source: RefSeq, a predicted model, not a curated record